GAGGCCCGGCCGCGGGGAGGGGGGAAGUGGCCGCAGCCCCCAUCCCCACCCGCCUCCCCCGAGGCGGCGGCGGGGCGCUGAGGCCCGGCGCUGAGGCUGCCUCCAAGGCUCGUCCCGGCCCGCAGGGGACGGUCCCUUACCGGGAGGGCUUCCCCGCUGCCCCUGCUGCCGGGGGGGGGCGGGAGGGGGUUGACUGCGGCCUGGCAGGAGCCAACAGUCCCCCCCGGCGUCUCCUCCCUCCCGGCCUGCCCGUGGUGGCUUGGUUGCACUUCGAGUGGUUUAUCUCCUUUCCCCCCUUUCCCAGGGGGUGGGUACAGUAUUCCUCAUUUUCUUUUUCCCCACCUCCUCCCCCUUCCUGACACCUGUGGAAGGAGCUCAUAGAGGGGGAGAAAAGCCCAGGCAAGGUUAGCAUCUCCUUGUUGACCUUCCUUUGUUGGACAGGGAAUGGGGUGUUGUGGGUACUGGACAGAGAGAAUUGCUUCCUCCUGGUUGUUCCUGUUUUAAGGUGGGUCAGUAAAACUUUAGUAGGUUUUGCAUUGUCUGACACCAGCUGACACCUGGACCAGUGGUGGUGACACAUCAUGUGUCAGGUGGAAUCCAAGUGGUUGAAGGAUGCCCCUGGGAGAUCUUGAUAGGCACCGAAGGCCUCAAACUUUUGUAGGCGUGAAAAGUGAAGAAAUUAGAAUUGAUUGUGAAAACUCCUUCAAAGAAACUUGGUUCCAGCUUCCAAACGGCUGAGAAAAAAUCUUCUGUACUUGUACCCGGAAGGUGAGGGCAGCAGGGCUGAAACACUUCCCCUGCGAUUCACAGUUUGGAGUUGGUGGCUAUGAUCUGCUAGUAAUGGAAAGUCAUGAAAGAGACUUGGCUGUUGUCUGUUUUUAUGUGGUGGCCUAAAGUUGCAAAGGAUGACCUAGCACUUAAGAAUCAAACUGGGCCAAGUUAAAGGCCAAGCUGACUUGAAAGAACCCUAGUAGUGGGACCAGGUCAGAAGUAAAGCAAAUCCCAAACUGAGUGUAUCUGGUCAAAGAUAUAUUCUUUUUAAAAGACACUGUGUUACUGGAGCUGGGCCUGGAUCUUUUAGCAUCCAACUGAGCUGGAAGUAGCUCAUAGUUAUUUUUUGUUUUGUUUUUUUUAUUCAUGUUUGUACAAUCUUCUGGAUAUUUUUUUUCAAGAAGGAGUAAAAGGGAGUGUUGGAAACUAACAAACAGGAUUAAAACCCUGAGCGCUUAAGGAAAACAGGUUAAGGAACUUAAUCCAGGAUGGAUAUGCAGGAGCCACAGCAGUUGGGUAUGUUUGCAGAGAGUGAGCUGAUGUCUGUUGGGAUGGACACUUUUAUCCAUCGCAUUGACUCCACGGAAGUCAUCUACCAGCCACGGCGAAAAAGGGCCAAGCUCAUUGGCAAAUACCUGAUGGGAGACUUACUUGGAGAAGGGUCUUAUGGCAAAGUCAAGGAGAUGUUGGACUCUGAAACCCUCUGUAGGAGAGCUGUCAAAAUAUUGAAGAAGAAGAAGCUACGCAGAAUUCCCAAUGGGGAGGCAAAUGUGAAAAAGGAAAUUCAGCUCCUGCGACGAUUACGGCACAAAAAUGUCAUCCAAUUGGUAGAUGUAUUAUAUAAUGAAGAAAAGCAGAAAAUGUAUAUGGUCAUGGAGUACUGUGUGUGUGGGAUGCAGGAAAUGCUGGACAGUGUCCCAGAAAAGAGGUUUCCAGUUUUUCAGGCUCACGGGUACUUUUGUCAGCUUAUAGAUGGCUUAGAAUAUUUGCACAGCCAAGGGAUUGUCCACAAGGAUAUAAAACCAGGGAACCUCCUGCUAACAACCAAUGGGACACUAAAAAUAUCUGAUUUAGGCGUAGCAGAGGCAUUACAUCCAUUUGCAGAGGAUGACACAUGCAGAACGAGCCAAGGGUCGCCAGCAUUCCAACCACCAGAAAUUGCCAAUGGCCUUGAUACCUUUUCAGGCUUUAAAGUAGACAUCUGGUCAGCAGGGGUCACACUAUACAACAUUACAACGGGUCUUUACCCUUUUGAAGGGGAUAAUAUCUAUAAGUUAUUUGAAAACAUCGGGAAAGGUGACUACACAAUUCCAGAGGAUUGUGGUCCUCCACUCUCAGACUUACUGAGAGGGAUGCUUGAAUACGACCCAGCCAAGAGAUUUUCAAUACAGCAGAUAAGGCAGCACAAUUGGUUUCGUAAGAAACAUGCUCAGGCAGAGGCUCUGGUCCCCAUACCUCCCAGCCCAGAGACAAAGGACAGGUGGAGGAGUAUGACGGCGGUGCCUUAUCUGGAAGAUCUGCAUGGCUACAAUGAGGAAGAUGAUGACUUGUAUGACAUUGAAGAUGAUAUCAUCUACACUCAGGACUUUACAGUACCAGGACAGGUGCCUGAGGAAGAGGCAGGGCAGAACGGGCAGAGCCGCAGCAAAGGGCUACCCAAGGCCGUGUGCAUGAACGGAACGGAGACGGGACAGCUGAGCACCAAAUCGAAGGCAGAGCGCCGGGCAAGCGCCUCUUCCAACCCCUCCCGCAAGGCCUGCUCUGCCAGCAGCAAGAUCCGCAAACUCUCCACCUGCAAGCAGCAGUGAGGCGAGAGUGCUCGUGCUCAUCACAGUGCGUCCCAGGGCCUGGGCCAGCCUGCAUCCCACAUCCUCGCCCCAUCUCUGUGUCUUUCCUGGGAGUGGACUAUGCUUGCAAUCCAAAAACAAAAACCAAGGAAACCAACCAAGGAAAAUGCCCCCCCCCCCACCUCCCCUGCUGCCCCCUCGCUACGGACAGCAUCAGGAAUCAGAAGCUGGUGGUGGCAAGACUCUACUUACCACCCUGGAAGAAGAAAUCUCCAGCUGCAAAGAUGCUGCCCUUCCUCCCCCUAAUCACUCUUUGCCAAUCAAGACACUGAUUCUGUUUUUUAAUUUUGCGAUCGGAAGGGUGGGAUGAGCAGGGUCGGGGUGCGGUGGGAUCAGUACUCCUCUCCCCGCCGGGGUCCUGCCAUGCCCACCCUGGCUGUGUAGAAGUCGUGCAAAGCCAUUGCCGUGCACUUUAUGUUUUAGACUACUGUUAUAUAUUAUAUAUUUUCCUCUUUUUUUGUUUAUAUUUGCGGUAUAUUUAGAGAUUCCUACACAUCGUGAUGUGUUUAAAAUAAACCCAAUGAGGAAAAAAACCAGGUAUUAAGACAAAGCAAAACUCUAUUAAACCUGCAUGCUGUAAAAGGGCUCUGAAAAGGGAAUGGGUGCGUUCAUAGUCUUUUUUUUUCUUUUUUUUCUUUUUUUUUUAAGAAAAAAAUAAAGUGAAAAUGGAGAGGUG
Molecule: messenger RNA, 3294 nt
Organism: Rhea pennata
Lineage: Eukaryota; Metazoa; Chordata; Aves; Rheiformes; Rheidae
Gene: STK11
Product: serine/threonine kinase 11
Exons: 10
Coding region: 1260-2579 (439 amino acids)
Biological process (GO): signal transduction; regulation of cell growth; positive regulation of vesicle transport along microtubule
Cellular component (GO): cytoplasm; nucleus
Molecular function (GO): ATP binding; protein kinase activator activity; protein serine/threonine kinase activity
Source: RefSeq, a predicted model, not a curated record